Molecule: messenger RNA, 828 nt
Organism: Porites lobata
Lineage: Eukaryota; Metazoa; Cnidaria; Anthozoa; Scleractinia; Poritidae
Source: the annotation of a GenBank genome assembly
AUGAGCAUGGAAUUCGACGCUGACACGGUUUCCGCGCCGCGUCUUGUUGUAAUGAAGAGGGGAGAUGGUGGUUAUGGUUUCAAUCUUCAUGGCGAACGAAAUGUCCAAGCAGGCCAAACUAUUAGUGCCGUGGACGACGGCAGCGAAGCCCAAAAGGCUGGACUUCGAGUCGGAGAUAAAGUUAUCGAAGUAAAUGGUUUAAAUGUUGAAAAGACGUCUCAUAGCGACGUUGUAAAGCGGAUAAAAACGAACCCGAACGAGGUCUCUAUGCUCGUUGUCGAUCACAUCACGCAGGCCUAUUUGAAGCAAGAAGGGAGACCGAUCACGGCCGAUAUGGCUAAUCUUAUGACUGUUUAUCAAGAUAAAGAAGUUUCAGCAGAGCCUGAAGCUCAGCCUGAGGAGCCUGAACCAACUCCAGUAGUCGAAGAAUCUGUUCCUGAAGUGCAAGAGUCUGAUGCCAGUGCUCCGACGCCCACCGAACAAGAGACAGAGCCUCCAAAGGAAGAAGCUACGACAACUGAAGCAGAGAUUGCGAAUGACGCGACAACACCUGAAGAAGUGAAACAGCUCAACGAAGUAUUAGACAAAGAGGAUGCAGACGUAGAGAUACCAGCUCCGGCACCAGCGGAACCGCAAACAAACGGAAUGGAACAUCACCAAGCACCUCCAGAACCAACUCCUACACCUACCCCAGCUCCAGCGCCGGUUGUUACUCCUACGCCAGCUCCACUACCCGCUCGACCAACAUCAAAACCGCUCCGAAGCACGAUCAAACAGCAAAAGGCUGAAUCGUGGGACGAAAAAUACAAAAAAUUCCAGCAGCUGUGA